AUGUCCUUCUUCCUCGCCACCGUCAAGAAGGGAACACGCUUCUAUCACGGUACCAGAUCAUCAGACCCCAUCGUAGGCGUGAAGUGGCUACCCUUUAAGCCGCAGUGUUGGCUGGGUUUCGCCUAUGGUGAACACCGCAAAGAGAUGAGAUCGUUGUUGAAGAAUGAUCAUGAGCAUGAACAAGAUCCUCUUGGGAAUGGCCCUGCACAUACAAAUAUAUCAGACCCCGUCAACAUGGAAUACCUCCACACCUACACCGUAUCAAAAAAACACUUCCAUCUCCUCUAG
Messenger RNA from Penicillium samsonianum, 288 nucleotides. RefSeq lists its product as uncharacterized. Bases 1 to 288 code for a protein of 95 amino acids. The transcript has a single exon. NCBI's taxonomy places the organism in Eukaryota, Fungi, Ascomycota, Eurotiomycetes, Eurotiales, Aspergillaceae. The record is from RefSeq and is a predicted model, not a curated record.